AUGUCGCGGAACAAUCUGCCUUCGAUGAUAUUUUUCGAUGUCCUGGGGACAAUUGUGGAAUGGAGAUAUUGCAUCGCAAACGAACUGAAUACCGCAGCACAAAGGGUUCUGCAGGACCAAGCGCGAGACUUGAGUGCCAAUGUGCGAGCACGUGUCUCUGAUAUGCCCACUUCAAGCUGGCGGGAGAUUUCUGAGGAGUGGCAUCGCGCGUAUAUGAAUUUCGGAAACUCAUACGAUACGUCUAAGCCCUUUGUCUCAGUAGACGAGUAUAACCGCAUUUCCUUGGAAGAUAUUCUCACCAAACGGCUCCUUCGGGGAUUAUUCAAUGAGGACGACCUCAACGAUUUGACGCUCGCUUGGCAUCGACUUGACUCACACCCAGAUAGUGUUCCAGGCCUUUCGUUGCUGAACACUAAAUUGUCGACUUCUACAUUAUCCAAUGGUAAUGUAAAACUGCUGGAAGACCUACAAAAACACAAUUCUUUGCCUUUCAAGCACAUCACUAGUGCGGAGCAUUUAGGAGCUUACAAGCCGUCGCCGGAGGCCUACCAUGGGGCUGCUCGGAGAUUUGGGCUCGAAACUUCGCAAUGCUGUCUUGUUGCAGCCCAUCUUGAGGACUUGCAAGCCGCUAAAAAAUGUGGGUUUCAAACAAUCUAUGUCGAGAGAGAGUUGGAAGAAGCUUGGGAUAGUAAAGACGUUGCGCAAGCAAAGGAGGAGGGAUUUGUCGAUUUUUGGGUUGGAGUUGAAGGCUCAGGUUUGAUUGAAGUUACUCGGUAUUUUGGAAUAGAAAGCGGAUGA
Molecule: messenger RNA, 798 nt
Organism: Penicillium griseofulvum
Lineage: Eukaryota; Fungi; Ascomycota; Eurotiomycetes; Eurotiales; Aspergillaceae
Product: Haloacid dehalogenase, type II
Exons: 1
Coding region: 1-798 (265 amino acids)
Molecular function (GO): hydrolase activity, acting on halide bonds, in C-halide compounds
Source: RefSeq, a predicted model, not a curated record